This is a messenger RNA of Triticum dicoccoides, 3062 nucleotides long. RefSeq lists its product as uncharacterized. NCBI's taxonomy places the organism in Eukaryota, Viridiplantae, Streptophyta, Magnoliopsida, Poales, Poaceae. The record is from RefSeq and is a predicted model, not a curated record. Gene Ontology annotation, biological process: protein phosphorylation. Gene Ontology annotation, molecular function: protein kinase activity; DNA binding; ATP binding.
UGUGGAUCUGUAGACUAGCGCACAUGGAGUUCACCGCAAGCAUGGCCUCCACGGCGGCUGAUGGUCGCCCGUGGCCGCCGCCGCUGCCAGCUGAUCAUCAGGCUGAGGAGGCCGCGGCGGCGGAGGUGGAGAAGGAGUGCAUGUUCGUCAAGGUGGUCACGCCGAGCGACACGGGCAAGCAGAACCGGCUGGUGAUCCCGAAGCAGCACGCCGAGAAGUACUUCCCGCUGGACGCCUCCUCCAACGACAACGGCCUCCUGCUCGACUUCGAGGACAGCGCAGGGAAGCCAUGGCGCUUCCGCUACUCCUACUGGAACAGCAGCCAGAGCUACGUGAUGACUAAGGGGUGGAGCCGCUUCGUCAGGGAGACGCUCCUCGAGGCCGGCGACACCGUCUUCUUCAGCCGCGGCGUCGGGGAAGCCGCCAGAGGCAGGCUCUUCAUCGACUGGCGCCGCUGCCGCAGCCCCGACGUGGUCCUGUCGUCCCCGCACCACCGAGGCUUCACCCUCCUCUCCGUGGGGAGCGAUGGGUUCGCAUAUCCCCACCCAAACCUAGAAGGCGAUAGUGUAAAGGAGAUAGAUAAGAUUCAACUAGGACCCUCGGAGUUCCUGACCGAAGUUUCGGGAACAAUUGCUUUCUCUGCCCAAUAUUCUUCCAACGUUAUAACAUCUGUUAUGUUUACCACCACUGGUCGUCAGUAUGGACCUUUUGGAGGAGGAGUAGGAAUUCCUUUUUACAGUCCAGUGAUGAGCAAUGGUAGCAUCGUUGGCUUCUUCGCCCGUGCUGAGUGGGUGGUUGAGUCAAUUGGUCUUUAUGUGAACUCUGAGAGUAAACUUUGGGAACCAAUGAAAGGACAGGACUCGGUUACAAAAAUUGGGCCAUGGGGCAGUGAUACAGGGAGGCCUAAUGACGUGGAUGUGUUACCUCGUCGUCUGAUAAGUGUGGUAGUUCAUAAUAGUACUGUAAUCAAUUCACUUACGUUUGCAUACAUUGACUGGGAUGGGCAACAGCAGACCGCUGGUCCGUGGGGUUGGACGCCUGAGCCAUUCGACGGGAAAAUUGACACGAUUAUUCUUGGGCGGUCAGAGUUUUUGACUGCAGUUUCUGGAACACUUGGUCGUAACUCCGGAUAUUCAGAUGUUGUAACAUCACUUUACUUGUCACCAAUACUGGUGGCUAUGGACCAUACGGAAAAGGAGGGGGAACUCGUUUCAGAAGUUCGCUGCAGGGCAAUGGUAGUAUAGUUGUUCUUUGUCAAUGUUAGCGGAGACGAGAUUGACGCAAUUGGUGUCUAUUUUAGCCCAGAGAUGGAGGCAUGCAAAGAGAAGGAGGAAGGAGGCGUCGGGAUUUCACGCAGUAUGGCUUGCAGAGAAAGGGUGGAGAUGGAAUCAGCCUCAAAUGUCCUGGAGCAUAUAGUACUUGACCGAAGCGCGGAGCCGACUAAUCUGCCGUUAGCACUUUUAAAACACAUCACUGAGGAUUUCAAUGAUAAGCGACAAAUUGGCUGUGGUGGAUUCGGAAUCGUUUACAAGGGCGAUCUUCAAAACAGUAGUGUUGCUGUUAAAAGGAUUUUAAACUGCCAUACAUUCAACGAUGAAUCAUUUAAUCGUGAGACUACUUCUCUAAUCAGUGUAAAACACAAAAAUAUAGUACGGUUUCUGGGCUACUGUGCCAAUACAGAGAAUAAAGCAAUGAAACAUUCAGAAUCAGGAGAACCUUCGAAGUAUAUUUUUGCCGAGAUGAGGGAAAGAUUACUCUGUUUCGAGUAUAUCAGUAAUGGAAGCCUUGACAGAUAUCUUACUGACGAACUAAGGGGACUUGAAUGGCAUACGCGCUACCAGAUAAUUCGAGGAAUCUGUGAUGGUUUGGUUUAUCUUCACACGGAAAAGGGUAUUGUUCAUAGGGACAUGAAACCUGAGAAUAUACUGCUUGAUGAUCUUAUGAUACCAAAAAUUACAGAUUUUGGUAUAUCAAAACUCCUUGAUGGAGCAACACACGCUGUCACUAGUGACCCCACAGGAUCACGUGGAUAUUGUGCUCCGGAAUUCAUAGCUCGUGGUGAGGUGUCAAUCAGGUCAGACAUAUACAGCCUGGGCGUUAUAAUCAAAGAGCUCGUGACUGGAUGUAAGGAUGAACCUGAUAUUCAAAAUGUACUUAGAAGGUGGAGGUACAGAUGGAAUAAAUCAGCGAACUAUCCACCAUUUGGAUACCAACAGGUAAGUAAAUGCAUUGAAAUAGCGUUAAGGUGCUUGUCAGACUCCCCAAAGAAGAGGCCUAAAAUAUCAGAUAUAGUCAGUAUGCUUAAUACAAUGGAAAGUCCGAAUGAGCACAUUACCAAUCUUGGUAACUCUCCAGCUGGCCCGAUAAGCGCUUACCCAUGGGAGCUACUUGAGUUUGACUUGCUCGAGCUGAAUUUCCCGUUCGAGGUAAACAAGCAGAUACCAUGCUCACUUCAGCUAACUAACGUAACUGAUGAUUACGUUGCCUUUGAUAUUGAAAUGAUGGGCAUACUACGGUAUUGCAUUAAACCGGAGAAACGUGUUGUGCCACCACGAUCAAUGUGCAAUGUCAUGGUAACACUGCAACCACAUGAGAGGGUGCCGCAUGCUAUGGUGUGCAAGGAUGAGUUGUUCAUUCGGCAGUGUGCCGCCGUGAGUGAGGGUCUCACGGCCGAGGAUAUCAUUGAAGACAUGUUAAACAAGAAGUCGGGUAAAGAAGUCGAUAAGGUGACGUUGAAGGUUGUUAUUUUGCCCCUCGCCAUCGACUAAGGAACCCAAAGUGUUUGUUGUAUGCAGUUCUGGCAACAUGGUUUGCCGAGAUGGGUUCAACGUGCUUAGGAUGUAAUACAUGGUAUCUCCAAGGCAAUCAUCGACACCGUUUCUCGAAAGAGAAUAUAAUUGUGCACCAAACAAAAUUCAAGAUGUGCAACCUCUUUUCGGGACAAAAGGGCUUAUCAAAAGAUCCUUGGUAAAUUUGAGACCAUUCCUGCAAUUUCAUGGCUUUGGAACUCAUGUUGUCCGCUAAGACACAAGACCUUUUUCUGGUUAUUUCUAUAUAACAGG